AUGGUACUGUACACUGGCUUUUAGGGAUGGCCCACAUCAAAUGUGUCAUAACCGAAAGCCGAAGUUGUACAUUGAACUCCAGCCAUGAAAACAAAUUCAGUGAUUUGAUACUGACUGCAAGUCAGAUCACGUAUUUAAUUUGUUUUGUAAAAUGAGUUGCUAAUGUUCAAAAUAUAAGUAGCUGGAGACAUUGGUUAUGCUGUGUUGCCAGAACCAGAAUUUUCCUGCAGUAAAGCAGCUUACAUGCUGAAUGUGUUGAUUAAUUGACAAACAUUUCAGCAAGAUGUGACUACAAGCAGCAGUUCCUUAAAACAUGUUAAGUUCUACCCUUAUCAUUUCUCCUACAACUGCCAUUGCACAUGUUGUGUUAAGGUCUCCCGAGCACUGAAAUUUCUGUACAACAGAACAUAUUUCUUGGACUAUAAGUUUAGUCAUAUUAUCUUGUUUUAUAUGUUCCCAACCACACCACUAGAUCAAGUUGAGAACAGCUUUACUUGUUGGCUACUUUGUCCUUGAGGAGAGUAUGGACCUCAAUGCCAGUCUGGCAUGUGGCAAAAUAACAUUCUUGUCCUACUGGGAAUUGAAACCCAGUCAUUCAGCCCAUCACUUAGUCAGUAUACUGUCAUUGUGAUUAGAUUAACAUGGCUAUGGUAGCCCUUCACAAUGACAGUCUUGGAUGUUUGGUAUCUCCAUAACAAUAGGGAAUAUUUGAGUACUAAGGAAAUAACACUGCUGGGAAUUUAACAACAAAUUUGUUUGUUCUGUAUUCUUAACCUUGCACAGUCAAAGCCAUUGGUACCUGAACCAUGGCAAUAUGUUUUGGCUAUCGGAAAGCUGCCUUCGAGCUCCUAUUGUAGAAGUUUGAAAAAUGUCAUGAACUAAAUGUGACUUGGCAUCCUUGCACUUGGCUGAAUGAUAUAUCAAUCGAAUGUGAGUUAUUAAAACGAGUAAAAUUAUACCACGUGCCUUUGCACCAGUAAGUAAUAUGAUCUAAAAGUAACCUAACUUAAUAUAAAAUCGUCUUAGGUUAAAACUGGUAUGUAUAUUGCGAGCACUAUAACAUUACAAUAGAAGUUUGUGGUAUAUGUACAAUUUCCUCCAAUGUCCGGUAGUAAAGGUGUUAAUUACAUUAUAUUUAUGUCAGUAUUGCUUAAUGGUAAUCGACCGAUUGACUUUAAACUUGUGUUACUGAAUGUAUUUUAUGAGUGUACACCAGCUAUUUCGAAUAGUAUGAUGAAUAUUUACGUCAUUUGCAUCGUUAUCUGAGGGCAUGUCGAUACAAUUUUAGUUUGCGAUCAUAUGAGAUUCAUUGUGGGUCACAUGGUCGUGUCUAACAGUGCUCGGUAUCAUUUUAACGUUUCCUAAAUUUACACUGUACGUUGUCUACUAAUUCGAACUUUCAAAGGCUGUCGACCUUUCUUAUUACUACUACACUCCUUUGCGCAUGCGCACGAGUUGCAGCAAGUUGCAUUUGAAAAGGAAGUGUUUGACAGGUGCGUAACGUGGAAAAGUAUGGAUAUGUAUGUGUUACAUUAAGUAUAACAUAAAUAUGUGCAGAAACGAGGAUCAUUGUGUUUGUAAGUAAGUGAAUUUAACGGACAGAGUGUAAUUCCGGAAGAAGAAAAGCUGUAGAAAAUGGAAGCUACCUGACACCUGGCUGUAUAACCGUCAGACGUGAAAUUACAAGCAACAUGGCUUCUUGGUUUAUAUGAGGUACUGAAAAUGUAUACUAGAAAGCAGAUGUCGAGAAGUACGGGGGGGAUUAUGAAUGCUUUUUUUCGUGGGAAAAGAAACUUCGUAUUGAAAGUUAUGUCAUAAUGCUGAAAUCUGGCCAGAAAAGGCCUAGUACCCCAAACAAAACGAAAUCAGGUGUUACAGGUUCCUCCGAUGGUGCAGAUCACUGGAGACAGGGUGUUUGUGAAACAGUAAUCACUGCUCGACCCGACGGUAGUUUAAACUUCUCAGUGCAUGGUGGAUCUGAUAAUGGAGAGUUUGCUUACGUGAGUCAUAUAGUGCAAAAUAAAGUGAAUUAUGUGAGUGGAAAAUUAAAUGAAGAUGGUAUUCUACUGGAAAUUCAGGGCCAGAAAGUAGCAGGAUAUACCCAGCGAGACGUAGUGGCGUGGUUAAAUCACUGUUGCAGAAAUGGAAAUCCUGUGGUGCUGAAGACAAUUGAUGCAGGUGCAGUAACAAAAGAUCUUCGCCAGUUCUUGAAUGCAAGAUUCCAGAAAGGCUCUGUUGACCAUGAUCUUCAAAACACGAUUCGAGACAAUUUAUAUCUCCGAACAGUGCCGGUUACGACACGCGCACCUCGAGAUGGUGAAGUGAAUGGAAUCGAUUACACUUUUCUCAGCACUGACGAGUUUAUGGCAUUAGAGCGAAGUGGAAAUUUGCUUGAAAGUGGCAUCUAUGAAGGAAAUCACUAUGGUACUCCAAAGCCUUCGAAGGAACCCCAUGUCUCACCGCCUCAGAGUAGUGGCUCCAACACUAAUCUGAGUACAGCUGGUCUGGUGUUGGGUGCACUUUUUCCGGGUGCUCACCCAAGUUCUGAGGGGAAACGGAAACGCAACCGUUCCAACGUAGAAGCUAUGGCAGCUAAGAACAUGGAGCCAGAACCUAUGGGGACGUGUGGAGGUGGUAGUGAAGAAGACCAGUUACCAGGGAUGGGCUCUCCCCCAAGUUAUUUCCAUACCGGAGAUGGACCCGACUCUCUCCGUUCUGAUCUGGGCCCCCUGCCACCAAACUGGGAGAAAGCAUAUACCGAGAGAGGGGAGAUAUACUUUAUAGACCAUAACUCUGGCACCUCUCACUGGCUGGAUCCAAGGCUUUCCAAGUUUCAGAAGAAGUCAUUGGAAGAAUGUUUGGAUGAUGAAUUACCAUACGGUUGGGAGAAAAUUGAUGACCCGCAUUAUGGUACCUAUUACAUAGAUCACGUUAAUAGAAGGACGCAAUAUGAAAAUCCAGUGAUCCAAGCUAAGAGGGCAGCUGAGGACUGUACCAGUUCAAAUGAACUAAAGGGAAGGAAAGCCCAUAUUAUAACUGGACCGAGGCCAGCUGUUGGUAACCAUUCUGGCGCUUCAAAACGCUCGAACAAUUAUGACCGAGCUUUCUUCACACGAAAUCCAAACGAACUGCGUGGUGAACUGAUUCAGACGACGCUUGUAAAGUCCUCGCGAGGUUUAGGCUUCACCAUUGUUGGUGGGGAUGAUACAGAAGAGGAGUUUCUGCAAAUAAAAUCUGUGGUGCCUAAUGGACCAGCUUGGCUUGAUGGAAAACUGCAGACAGGUGACGUACUGGUGUAUGUGAAUGAGACGUGCGUUCUGGGCUUCACGCAUCAUGACAUGGUGAGCAUGUUCCAGUCCAUCUCUCCAGCGGAGACUGUCACGCUGGAGGUGUGCCGUGGUUACUCACUUCCUUUUGAUCCUAAUGACCCCAAUACAGAAGUGGUCACAACUGUUGCUGUGAAUGCUCCAGAUGCAGACCCUAGUCUGUACUUGGAUCAUGAUGGUAGCCUAAAGGGUAGAGGCUACGGCUUUCUCGAUGUCUCUUCUGAUGGUGUCCAUACUCACAAUGGAUCAGAAGAUCUGGUGAACAGUUCCGUCAAGUCAAUGCCUGAUUUGUGCACUUCUGAGAAAAUAAAGAACAUUCAGCGUCCAAAUAGCACAGACGUCCUGUUAAGUGAUGUGUCAGGUUUGGGUGACUUUAUUGACCAGAGCCCUGGAAUGAACAAGCCUGAAUUUCUUAGCAUCUCCAUCGUGAAAGGUGCCAUGGGGUUUGGCUUUACUAUAGCUGAUAGUGCAUAUGGCCAGAAAGUGAAAAAGAUCCUUGACCGACAGAGGUGUAAGAACUUGAUGGAAGGUGACAUCUUGGUGGAUAUCAAUGCAAUUAGUGUGCGGAAUAUGUGUCAUGGUGAAGUGGUUCAGGUGCUCAAGGAUUGUGUAAGGAAUCAAGAAGCGACAGUAACGGUGCAACGAGGGGGUCCCGGCUCGCCUGGCAAGAACAAGCCUCGGAAAAAGGACGAGCCCGGGUUAGCCGUGGGUCUUGGCGGUGCAGGUAGUGCUGGAGGCAGAAAAACUAAUGCCGCCGGUUCGACAGCGGGCAUGUAUCGCAGCAAAACGCCCACGGCAGAUCUCUACAGUACACAGCAGAAGGAAGUGAUUCCUAAUAGGCCCAAGACUCCGUUAGUGGACACGAGGAACCGUCCAAAAACUCCCGUAUCAGAGCGAGACAGGAGACCUUGGUCGCCUUCGGAAGGUGUAGGAAGUGCCUCUUUAGAUGUAGGAUUGGGGGGGACUGGUGUGUCAAAGUGUGAGGAGAAUGGGGCAGAUGGUAUUAGUUCCUUGCAGAGUCCAUCUUCCCCUCUUACUCCUCCAUAUGAUAGUUACAAGACUGCAUUUUCCUAUCCAGAUCCAUAUGAUGGUGGUGGUGGUGGGAGGAGUCCGUUAACAAAUUUGGGUGAUUGUCUAGGGGCAGCUACACUUCAAGAUCCUACGCGACCCAUACAAGGAGACUACGGCCACAGCAGGAGUCUCGGAAAUGAUCUGGGCCGAGAUCUUGAUCCUGAUUUAAAUGUGGACUCUGGAUCUUUACAGCAGAGGGAUGGGUGGAAUAAAGUCCAUGACGGACGUUACGGAGAUUCGUACUCGUCGGAGAACGUCCCUCAUUCUUCUGGUACUGGGACCUAUGACAGUACCGUAGUGGAUCAUGCUAAUAUGCCAAAUAAUCAAUCUCCGUCAAAUGACUAUCUCACUCCAUAUGUGCCACACGCGUUUUACAAUGGUUAUGGAGGCCAGUAUGAUGCAGGUUAUGUUUAUGGUUAUGCUGAUGUUCAUUCAGGCUACGUGCCUCACAAAGACUUUGGAUACCCACACCCAGUAUCUGGGUAUACUUCUCAAGGGCAGAAUAUUACUGGUGGUACAGUUACCCUGGCUAAUUCGGGGUAUUAUACAGCGUCUGAUGGUGCCAACAAAAGAAAGGAAAGUACAAGUUUUGAACAUGAACAACCACAUCCUAGCACAGUUACAAGAUAUCCUCGAGACUUGAGGUGGGUGGGUCUUGGACCAGGAGUGCACAUUUACCCAGCAGGACCUGGCCUAGAGUGGGUAGAGACAUCAGUUACUCUGGUCCGACAAGAGACUGGAUUUGGUUUCCGUAUUGUUGGCGGGACAGAAGAGGGUUCCCAGGUAGGAUCCAUGGUAUCAAUUGGGCACAUUGUGCCAGGUGGUGCAGCUGAUCUGGAUGGAAGGUUAUGUACAGGAGAUGAAAUUGUGAAUGUAGACUCACAGUCAGUACUCAGUACCUCACAUCAUCACGUGGUGCAGCUCAUGGGGAAAGCUGCGGCUAAUGGCCGCGUCACUCUCGGAAUCAGGAGACGAAUUCCUACACAAGAUGUGAGCAGCUACGCAAGGCCAGAUAUUGGGUAUCCGUAUGAUGUGACUGUUACCAGAAGGGAAAGCGAAGGAUUCGGUUUUGUGAUAAUUUCAUCCGUAAAUAAAGCAGGUUCCACCAUAGGUCGUAUUAUUGAGGGCAGUCCCGCUGAACGCUGUGGUCAGUUACAUGUUGGUGACCGCAUUCUGGCAGUAAAUCACAUUGACAUCAUGAAUCUCCAUCAUGGAGACAUUGUGAACCUUAUCAAAGACUCUGGCUACACUGUGACGCUUACAAUAGGACCUCCGCUUGAUGAUGCAUCCAGCACAGCAUCAGUGUCUCAGAGGGAGGAGGAGACGACUGGAAUGGAGGAGGAGCAAUAUCACGCCGUAGAACUGAGUCGUGGGACACGAGGCUUUGGAUUCAGCAUUCGUGGUGGUCGAGAAUUUCAGAAUAUGCCAUUGUUUGUCCUUCAGAUCGCAGAAAGUGGGCCGGCUGCCAUGGAUGGUCGCUUGAAGAUUGGUGAUCAGAUUAUUGAAAUAAACGGUAUUAACACAAAGAACAUGACUCAUGCAGAAGCCAUUGAAAUAAUCCGCAAUGGAGGCCCGUCAGUGAGAUUAUUGGUUCGUCGAGGAGGGAAGGUUCCUCCCCCUCCACCAGUUGGAGAUCCAGCCAAUGCUCCAGCAGUGAAUACGAACUUACGACCAGGGAGUUCAUUGGCUCAACCCAACGGGCCAGUACGUCAUAGUUCUCCCUGUGAAGCAGGACUGGGAACUGUGUACUGGGAACAGCACUACAAUCCCAGUUGACAUGGCCUUUGUACAAUAGAUAAUGUAACCAUCGAAGAAUAAACAUAUGUAGAGAU
Messenger RNA from Zootermopsis nevadensis, 6229 nucleotides. It is a transcript of the gene Magi, whose product is annotated as membrane associated guanylate kinase, WW and PDZ domain containing protein magi. NCBI's taxonomy places the organism in Eukaryota, Metazoa, Arthropoda, Insecta, Blattodea, Termopsidae. Gene Ontology annotation, molecular function: protein binding. Gene Ontology annotation, cellular component: cytoplasm. Gene Ontology annotation, biological process: signal transduction. The record is from RefSeq and is a predicted model, not a curated record.